AUGUCCCAACAGACGCAAAUUUGGGGUUGGGACAUCCACAUUCGACCGGUGAGAAAUGCCGACAAGUCCAAGUGUUCGGCGGACAACCUCGGCCCUGCUGCCGAUGUGAAUGCUGCGGCAGCUAUGUGCUUCGUGGCAGAUAUCGCAUCGGCAGUGAAUGCCGGUGACUCUCGUUCCGACGCUGCGGUGGACGCGGGUAUGUCCAAGCAGCGCGACCGCAGAGCGUUUUGCAGUCACGACUCUUGGACAAGAUUCACGUCGACAGGCAUCCUUGGCGGUCGCUACAAGCAUCGGCUUCAGUGUGGCAUUGAAGGCAUUGUACAACACCAAGUGAUCUACAUCAUCUCCCUGGUACUCCAACCCCCGUCACUCUCCAAGGGCGCCAAAAAUGCCCGCAAGAAGUCAGCCAACCAAGAUGCCAUGACUGCCUCCAAGUAG
Messenger RNA from Aphanomyces astaci, 438 nucleotides. RefSeq lists its product as hypothetical. The transcript is spliced from 4 exons. The coding region runs from base 1 to 438 and encodes 145 amino acids. The record is from RefSeq and is a predicted model, not a curated record. NCBI's taxonomy places the organism in Eukaryota, Oomycota, Saprolegniomycetes, Saprolegniales, Verrucalvaceae.